Molecule: messenger RNA, 936 nt
Organism: Prunus armeniaca (apricot)
Lineage: Eukaryota; Viridiplantae; Streptophyta; Magnoliopsida; Rosales; Rosaceae
Source: the annotation of a GenBank genome assembly
AUGGUCUUCCCAAUCCGCUCAAAAGCUCGUCGGAUUCUUUCAACAAUGGCAGCUCUAAGACCUUCCUCAACCUGUAGCAAUUACAGAAGAAAAUCCUCUGCCUCAAACCUGACAAAUUCUGCAGAAGUUGAACAAGGAACCCAUGUAGAAUUACUGCCUUCAGUCAAAAGACACCCAGUUAGAAGGCUGGAGACUUCAAAUCAUUCCAUGGAACUUGCCCAUGAAUGUUCAAAUUGUGAAGGAGAAAAUGUGUCAAAAGCUAAUAAUGGGCCUGACUUGUUUGGUGAGAUGAAAGAGAGGUUUCUGAGUUUUAAGAAGCACAAAUUUUUGAAAGAGUCAGAGCAUUUCCAAACUCUAGCUCAAGCUCAAGCACCCAAGUUCAUGGUGAUUGCUUGUGCAGACUCUAGGGUAUGUCCCUCUAACAUCCUAGGCUUUCAACCUGGAGAAGCAUUCAUGAUUAGAAAUGUAGCAAACCUUGUUCCCCCAUUUGAGAAUGGAGCAUCAGAAACUAAUGCUGCCCUUGAGUUUGCAGUAAAUACUCUUGAAGUUAAGAAUAUAUUAGUCAUUGGCCACAGUAGCUGUGCAGGAAUUGAGACCCUCAUGAGAAUGCAAGAUGAUGGUGAUUCAAGUAGCUUAACUCAUAGUUGGGUUAUCAAUGCCAAAGUUGCGAAACUAAGAACAAAAGCUGUUGCAGCACACCUUAGCUUUGAUCAGCAAUGCAGACACUGUGAGAAGGAAUCAAUCAAUAGUUCAUUAUUGAAUUUACGGACAUACCCAUGGAUAGAAGACAGAGCAAAGAAAGAGAUGCUCUCUCUUCAUGGAGGAUAUUAUGAUUUCUUGAGGUGUACGUUUGAGAAAUGGACUCUUGAUAUGAAUGGUACCAGACCUGUAGGAGGAGGCAGAUACUUGGACAAAGAUCGAGAACUUUGGUGCUAA